AGAAUGAACGCAGAGCUAGGAACGCGCAGUAUGAGAGGGAGCGCAGGGAAGAGAUGGUGGAUGCUUUUGCAGACUUGGCUGCGGCCGUUGGCGUCACCGGUUCCAUAUCAAAUGCAGAACUUCUGGCAACAGUCAUCACAGAGCUCCAACAAGCUUCGCAGGUCAAGCACAGCAGUGACUUAGACUCUUUGCGGCGGUGUAAUAAGAAUCUUACGGCUCAGAUUGAGAUGUUGGAGCAGGGUCUUACCGUAUCUGAAGAGACCGAGAGCUCAGGACACCCGACUGGAGGACUCACGGACACACCUCGACCCGUCAAGAGGAAGCGGGAUGAUUGUGAGGCGCCGGUGGAUGUUCCCGUUCCGAAGCGUUCCCCUCAAGACUACAAGCCUUCGCUAGAUUACGCAAUCAAGCAGGACCACGAAAACUCUGUGCCGGAAUAUUUCUCGAAACAAGAGUUCCUGCCAGCGGGUUUGCAGACGUCACUGGAGAGCAGCGCCUGUGACCACCGGGAGCGUGAUGUCAACUAUUCGCCUUUCGCGAGGCCGCACAUACCCGCUCCUGAGUGUAAGAUGGAGACCAAGGUUGAGGUCUCUGAGUACAUACAACCUGUGCAGCCCUAUACUGAGCAGGUGUACUAUCACCCUGCAUCCCAGCAGUGUCGUGCCGGCCCUUUUUCGUCAGAAUCGUCGUUCAAACAAGACCACACGAGUUUCAGCGAAGAGACAAAGCAUUCACUCAACAAUGCCGAUUUCCCGAUCGAUCCCUGGCUUCCGGUAGUAGCAACGUCGGAUCAGGAUUUCCCCACUGCGAGAGAGUCACCGAUGAGCUGCACCUCUGACCACCAGGAUUGCGAUGUCGACUAUUCUACCUAUCACUUCGCUGGGCCGCGGGUUCCCACACCCGAGUAUCAGUUAGAUACUACGGUUGAACCAUCGGAAUACAUCUAUCCUGUACAGUCAUAUGCAGAGGAGGCGCAUUGUCACCCGUCAGCCUGGCUGUGCCACUCCGGCCCUUCUUCACCGGAAGAGCAGUUCUCGUCGUCUCAGUACCUGAUUCCUGGGACACACCACGAAUUUUCGUCUCCGCAGUACCACCCCUCCGGCCCUUCAAUGGACCAACAGCAGCCACCUGUCUAUGAAGUUCCUGUUCAACCAAAUGUCGUCGGCAGCGUGGAGUUAAUUCCGGUGCAUAGGAAUUCUAGUCUACCGAAUGUAAGCGGCGCAGAGCAAGAUACUCGAGAAGGAUUCCUUUCAUCUGAAAGUCUGAUCGCGAUGCAUUUUUCACCUAUGGACUCGGCUGCAAUGUAG
Cydia strobilella is the source of this 1307-nucleotide messenger RNA. RefSeq lists its product as uncharacterized. Bases 54 to 1307 code for a protein of 417 amino acids. NCBI's taxonomy places the organism in Eukaryota, Metazoa, Arthropoda, Insecta, Lepidoptera, Tortricidae. The record is from RefSeq and is a predicted model, not a curated record. The transcript is spliced from 3 exons.